Molecule: messenger RNA, 1133 nt
Organism: Ilex paraguariensis (yerba mate)
Lineage: Eukaryota; Viridiplantae; Streptophyta; Magnoliopsida; Aquifoliales; Aquifoliaceae
Source: the annotation of a GenBank genome assembly
UCUGCCUCUCUCUCUCUCUCUCUCUCUUCGAUCAGGCCAACAUAAAAUAGUGAAAGGGUAGUCCACCCUUUCACAGCUAACACAUCAAAGAAGAGGAAGAAGAAGAUGGGAAUAGUAGAAGAAGCUCACAACGUGAAGAUCUUGGGCUCCGGCGAUCAGACCAUUGUCCUCGGCCAUGGUUUCGGCACCGAUCAGUCUGUGUGGAAGCACUUGGUGCCUCACCUUGUUGAUGAUCACAGAGUCAUAAUUUAUGAUAAUAUGGGUGCUGGAACAACCAAUCCAGACUAUUUCGAUUUUGAAAGAUAUGCAACUCUUGAAGGUUUUGCCUACGACCUGAUCGCCAUACUUGAGGAGCUUCAGGUUGUGUCUUGCAUAUUUGUCGGCCACUCCGUUUCCGCCAUGGUUGGCGUCGUCGCUUCCAUCACUCGUCCUGAUCUGUUCACCAAAAUCAUCACCAUCUCUGCUUCUCCGAGGUAUCUGAACGAUGUGGAUUACUACGGAGGAUUCGAACUUGAAGAUAUAGAACAACUAUUUGAGGCGAUGCAAUCGAACUUCAAGGCGUGGUGCUCUGGAUUUGCGCCGCUGGCUGUUGGCGGCGACAUGGAAUCUGUGGCGGUGCAAGAAUUCAGCAGAACCUUGUUCAACAUGAGGCCUGACAUAGCGUUGAGCGUUGCGCAAACAAUAUUUCGAAGCGACAUGAGGCAUUUGCUGGGCCAUGUGACGGUGCCUUGUCACAUAAUUCAGAGCAUCAAGGACUUGGCGGUGCCGGUGGUGGUUGCCGAAUACCUCCACCAGAACUUCGGCUGCGAGUCGAUUGUAGAGGUCAUGUCCACGGACGGUCACCUGCCGCAACUGAGCUCCCCGGAUGUUGUGAUUCCGGUGCUUCUCAGGCACAUUCGCUUUGAUAUUGUUGCUUGAUUUUCACUAGCUUUUGCUUCGUUUUUUCAUCAGCAUGCACUUUUUUUUUGUUUUUGUUUUUGUUGUUUUGUGUUGUGGGGGGUGAUCAAGUGUAAUUUGCAAUGUUAAUUAGUGGGGUUGAAUGUGUUUGUUGAAUUAAGACUAUUGUCAUUGAUUCCCUAAUAAUCUCUAGUCGUUUGUGGACCCUACUGCCAGCAUCUUCGAUAAGUGAUAUC